Messenger RNA from Sciurus carolinensis (gray squirrel), 1272 nucleotides. RefSeq names its product craniofacial development protein 1 (gene Cfdp1). Bases 149 to 1042 code for a protein of 297 amino acids. Lineage: Eukaryota; Metazoa; Chordata; Mammalia; Rodentia; Sciuridae. The record is from RefSeq and is a predicted model, not a curated record. The transcript is spliced from 7 exons.
CAUGUGCAGAAGCUGCCGGGGUCGCCCUAGCUGCUGCCGCCGCCGCCGCCGCCGCCUCAGCGGCAGCUCUAUGAUCACUCCCUAGAGCUUUUCGGUUGGCGGCUGCUGCUGCAGUCCUGUGGGUUGCCUGGCCCCAAGAGGCAGUGACAUGGAGGAAUUCGACUCCGAAGACUUCUCCACCUCGGAGGAGGACGAGGACUACGUGCCGUCGGGUGGAGAGUAUAGUGAAGAUGAUGUAAAUGAAUUAGUGAAGGAAGAUGAAGUGGAUGGUGAAGAGCAGACACAGAAAACGAAAGGGAAAAAGAGAAAGGCUCAGAGCAUUCCGGCCAGGAAGAGAAAACAAAGUGGCCUCUUGUUAGAAGAGGAAGAAGAUGCCAAGGCUGAAUCUGGAGGAAGUAGCAGUGAGGAGGAAGAUGAAACAGAAGAGCAGGAGAAAGGUAUUGGGUCGGAGGAUGCAAGGAAAAAGAAGGAGGACGAGCUCUGGGCCAGCUUCCUCAACGAUGUGGGACCAAAACCAAAAUUAGCCUCCAGUACACAGGCAAAGAAAGGAGAGGAGGCUGAAAAGAUGAAUUCAAAUAAAUUGUUGGUCAAAGCAGAAGAGCUGGAGAAACCUAAAGAAACCGAAAAAGUAAAAAUCACCAAGGUGUUUGAUUUUGCUGGUGAAGAAGUAAGGGUGACUAAGGAAGUGGAUGCUACAUCUAAAGAAGCCAAAUCCUUCUUCAAGCAAAAUGAGAAAGAAAAACCACAGGCUAAUGUCCCUUCAGCUGUGCCAUCACUCCCUGCUGGGUCAGGGUUAAAAAGAUCAAGUGGCAUGAGCAGCCUUUUGGGGAAAAUUGGAUCCAAGAAGCAGAAAAUGAGCACCCUUGAGAAGUCAAAAUUGGACUGGGAAAGCUUCAAGGAGGAGGAAGGGAUAGGAGAAGAACUCGCCAUCCAUAAUCGAGGGAAAGAAGGGUACAUUGAACGGAAAGCUUUUCUAGACCGAGUGGACCACAGGCAGUUUGAAAUUGAACGGGAUCUCAGACUGAGCAAAAUGAAACCUUGAUGUUCUGGGAGAAUCCAUAAGCAGCUUAAUCCUGUUGACAAUGUGAGCUUUUUGUGCAUCUGUGAAACGUUUCCAGUUUUCCUCAUCCACUAUUUCCCAGCAAGGUCUUUUUCUACUUUGAGGUUCUGUUUAUGUAUCUUGAUCUCAUGUGGUUUCAUUCAUUUUACUUUUAAGUUUGUCGUUAAAUAAAUAAAUAAAAAUCAGUCCUCUGUGAGGCUGGGGAAGAUGAA